AUGGUGAGCUCUGCACGGCCCAGCGACGUGGGCAUCCUGGCCAUGGAGGUGCAUUUCCCCUCGGACUAUGUGGACCAGCAGGAGAUGGAGGCAUUCGAUGGCGUCAGCAGCGGCAAGUACACUCUGGGCCUGGGCCAGCUGGGCAUGGCGGUGCCCGGCGACCGAGAGGACGUGAACGCGCUGGCGCUGACUGCAGUGUCCAGGCUCCUGAGCAAGUUCGGCGUGUCCCCCGAGCAAGUUGGACGUCUGGAGGUGGGCACGGAGACGCUGGUGGACAAGAGCAAGUCCACCAAGACCGUCCUCAUGCAGCUGUUCGGAGACAACGCCGAUGUGGACGGAGCCACGGUCAUCAACGCCUGCUACGGCGGCACCGCGGCGCUGCUGAACGCCGUGGCCUGGGUCGACAGCUCCUUCUGGGACGGAAGAUACGCCGUUGUGGUGGCUACGGACAUUGCAGUGUACGCGAAGGGCCCCGCUCGUCCCAGUGGAGGAUGCGGAGCCGUGGCGAUGCUCAUCGGACCGGAUGCACCCAUGGCGCUGGACUGCACGACCAAGGCGACCCACGCGACCAACGUCUGGGACUUCUACAAGCCCAAUGUGAGCAGCGAGUACCCGACGGUGGACGGCAAGCUGUCUAACUCGUGCUAUCUACACGCGCUGGACGAGUGCUACCAGCUCUUUUGCAAGAAGAGUGGCAAGGCCGAAGGCAAGGGCCCUGGCGUUGACUCGGUCGACUACGCAGUGUUCCACUCGCCGUACAACAAACUGGUGCAGAAGUCGUUCGCUCGGCUGCUGUUCUUGGACGCGAGACGAGUGCUGAGUGAGAACGACGAGGUUGCCAAAGAGAAGUUUGCUUCGCUGAGCAAGUGGGCGGACGCGCCGCUGGAAGACACGCUGAACGACCGCGAACUGGAUCUGGCGGUGCGUGCUGUUGCCAAGGAAGACUUUAAGACCAAGGUGGGGCCGAGCUGCACCACCUCGCAGCAGCUGGGUAACUGCUACACUGCGGCCGUCUACAUGAACCUGGCGACGUUGGUGCACGCUCGUGCCAAGGAUCUGUCCCUCGGGGCGCGUGUGCUUAUGUUCUCGUACGGCUCGGGUAGCCUUGCCACCAUGUUUGUGCUUCGCACGCGUGAGCCGACGGAGUCGUCGAAGGGCAAGUUCUCGCUGGAAAAGAUUGCCAAGGCGCUGGACCUCACCGCUCGUCUGGAAAGCCGCAACAAGAAGACGCCGGAGGAAUACACGGCCCGCAUGAAGUUGCGUCAGAGAACCUAUGGCGCCAAGAACGGUCUGAAGCUCACGCAGUCGAUUGCGUCCAUUCCUGAAGGCGACUUCUAUCUUGACCGGAUCGAUGACAUGGGCCGCCGUUUCUACGCUCGCUCUAAGCCGCUAGUGACUUCGGAGGGCGACAAGCAGGAGCAGCAGCACGUUACGAGGACUGCGCAGGAGCUCGCUGGAGCUGUGUACGUGACUGGUACAAGCGUUGGUCUGCCGGGUCAGGCCAAGGCUUUCGAGGGCGAGCAGUCUGUUGAGAAGUUGCUGGCUGGAGAGAACUGCAUCAGUCCAGUCACCGACGCCGCUAAGGACAAGAUGAUCGCCCAGAACAUCGUGCAGGUCCAUAAGGACAAGACUAGCGGCGAAAUGACGCUCACCCCAGUGUCCACCCGUGAGAAGUGCAUCCAAGUCUCAGCAGUUGUGAAUCACGUUGAUCUGGAGAAGGACUACGGUAUUGCUGCGACCAUCGCCCGCUCGAUGGACGAGCCCACGCAGUUGGCUGUGGCUGCCGGCCUGGAGGCUGUUCGUAACGCUGGUCUCGUGGACGGAGCCGAUAGCAACUGGCGUUUGCCGGAGAACAUGAGGGACUCGACAGGCGUCAUCUACGCCACGUCCUUCCCUACGAUGAACGCUGCCGUGUCGGAAAUAUCUCGUUCUUACGAAGAGGGCAAGGAGGGCGAGUCUGCCUAUGAGAUGGACCGCAAGAUCCUUUUCCGGCUCCUGGUACUCGCUAACGCGCAGGUGGCUCAGCUCACCGGUGCUCGCGGACCCAACACGCAGAUCAACGCGGCGUGUGCUGGUGCCACCCAAGCUAUUGGCGUCGCCCAGGACUGGAUCAGCUCGGGCAAGUGCCAGCGUGUGAUCGUCGUGUCCAGCGACACGGCUAGCUCGGAGACCAUGAUGCCCCUGAUCGGUGGUGGUUUCCGAGCUCUUGGUGCCGCGUGCAUUGCUCCGACGGCGGAUGCAGCGGCGCGUCCGUUUGACGCCAAGCGUAGUGGUAUGAUUGUCGGCAGCGGCGCGAUCGGUGUGGUGCUGGAAUCGCCCCUGGCUUACGCGGAGCGCUCGGUGACAGCAAGCAAGAAGCCCGUGCGCUUGCUUGCGACGCAGUACAGCAACUCGGCCUACCACGGAGCUGCGUUGGAGCCGAACCACGUUGGACAGGAGCUCGUGCGCUUCCUGCAGCGCGUGGAGACCGACUUCGGCAUCACCCGCGAGAAGAUCGCUCGCAACGGCGUGUACUACAGCCACGAGACCGGCACCAACGCGUCGGCCAAGUCGUCGUGCGCCUACACGGAAGUGACGGCGUUGCGCACGGCGUUCGGUUCGGAGCUGCUCGGAGAGCUGAUGAUCGCGAACACCAAGGGCAUCACGGGCCACCCCAUGGCCGUCGCCUUCGAGGACGUCGCCGCUAUCGAGGGCCUUCGCCGCGGCUGCGUGCCGCCUGUGGUGCACUUCGUGACGCACGACCCGAACCUGGGCGAGACUCCGCUUCGCCUUGCGCCGGGCGGCGCCUACGUGCACAAGUACGCACUUCGCUUCGCUGCAGGCUUCGGCUCGCAGCUCGCGUUCUCCCUCUACACGCUCGACAACUGA
Molecule: messenger RNA, 2868 nt
Organism: Phytophthora sojae
Lineage: Eukaryota; Oomycota; Peronosporomycetes; Peronosporales; Peronosporaceae
Exons: 1
Coding region: 1-2868 (955 amino acids)
Biological process (GO): acetyl-CoA metabolic process
Molecular function (GO): hydroxymethylglutaryl-CoA synthase activity
Source: RefSeq, a predicted model, not a curated record